AUGCGGCUGAGCCGUGUUUUGGCGGAGCGCAAGAAGCGCAGCGGUGCGGCUGGGGCUGGGGCCGGGGCUGAGACAGAGACAACCACACCCUCAUCCUUCUUUCUCGCGAUGGCGCCCGAGAUCCGCAUCCAGGUGUACGAACUUCUAGAGCAGAUGGCCGACCACGACGGCGACCAAGACCGCGACCGAGCCCAACACUACAACGGAUUCAGCAAGACGCGCAAAUCUCUCCUGUUGACCUGCCGCCAGAUCAACCAAGAAUUCACGCCCUAUUUCUACCGCUCGACCACCUUCUGUCUGCGGUUCAUGAACCACAGCCCCCGCGACUUCUAUGCCCUGUUGAGCAGCAUGGACGCCGUGAAAGUGCAGAACCUGCGCCACGUGGAAUACCGCAACCGACAGUACAUCCCCAGCGACUUUGCCGUGCUGGAAGACAUGGCCGCGCGACUGGCCCGGGCGGGCGUCCACCUGGCCACGUUCAACGUCGUGCACGGCGACUAUCUGAGCACAUCUAUCCUGCGCGCACCACUGGCUCUGGCCGUCCUGCUCAUCGACCGCAAUCGCAAUCGCAAUCGAAACGGAACCGGAACGCAAAAUCGAAACAGAACCCGUGAUCGCACUCGCGCCGUCCCAUCCCCCAACAUGAACUGGACCACCUUCGAUCGUGCCGACUGGCCCGCCGUCGUGCGCCACUCGUACGGAACCCAGUUCACCCUCUUCGAACACGCCGUGCUGGCUCGCCUGAUGCCCGACGCCGUCGUCCGCCGCGAGCGGGGCCCCAGUGCCUGUGGCUUCCGCGUGCUGUUCCGCCGUCCCGCCGCUCUCGUCGACUUCCUGGCCAACAACCCGCCUGUCGCGCCCGCCGUGCAAUACGUCGAUGAAGGCCCCACCCUCGCCGGCGUCCUGUGGCCCUUGGUGCCGCCGAGACGGGGCCCCGAUGGGAAACCAAUUCCCCGUCGCCGCAUUCGCCUCGAUUGA
Messenger RNA from Capronia epimyces CBS 606.96, 978 nucleotides. RefSeq lists its product as uncharacterized. Lineage: Eukaryota; Fungi; Ascomycota; Eurotiomycetes; Chaetothyriales; Herpotrichiellaceae. Bases 1 to 978 code for a protein of 325 amino acids. The record is from RefSeq and is a predicted model, not a curated record. The transcript has a single exon.